AUGAUUUCUCAGAUCUCUAGUCGUUCUCUGGAAGAUAGCGCCGAACUCAGUUCCGGGCUGGCGUCCCCGACAUCCCGCCUGUCAAACUCGUUCCAUUACGACAAAGAGCUUUUAAGGCAAUGCCACACCUACAUUGAACAGAACAAUCACCAUGGGCUUGCCCUCAUUGCCCGCCAGAAAGGUCUCCCACCAUUUCUUCGUAGCAAGGUGUGGCCCAUUCUACUUAAACAUCACCCCUUCGUGGCUCACCCUUUCAUUCAACCAGAUAAUGUGCCCUCCACCGCUGACCAGGCCAAAUCUACCGACUCUCAGCUUCAACAGAGUAUCCGAAAGGACCUCAGACGUUACAUGCAUGGUAUUGCACACAGCUCUGCUGAAGAGCCUCUCACGGAAAGAGAGCUGGAAAUCUUUGAUAUUUUAGAGCGGGCAAUCAAAAAGUUCGUCGGUAAAUGGGGCCAGAUCAUUAAGUACGAUCCAGCAUUGACAUGGAUUGCUUUGGGUCUCGCUGAAUGGUGCCCUCCUAUACCUAACACACCUUGGGUUUUGCUUGGCAGAGAUGUUUCUUCUCAAGAAAAGACUUGUGUGGGCUCUGUUUACGAAGAGUACGAAAAGUACAUCAGAGCCAUCCCAGAGCUUCAAAAUCUAUUACUGGAUAACCCGGAAGAUCAAUGUACACCCAAUUUGCGCUUCCACGAAGUUUACGAAAGAUUAGCAUUGGUCUUGUUACACUCGCCUGAGUCUGCAAACAAGCGUAAAAAUAACAAAAAAUCAUUCAAGGUUGACAAAUUCUCCUUGCCCAUAUCUGGAGGAACGAUCGAAGAGCGAGUCUCUUUUUUCAUCCACAUUUUUCAGAAACUUUUACCUGAGUUAUCCGACUACUUCCAAGAUGAGCAGAUCCUCAACAAAUUCGGACAACAAGAAGAUGGCUGGCUCAUCUGGUGGCUCAAAUUCUGUGGCUCCAAAGUUUGGUCAAGAGUUGACAGAGGAAGGGUCUGGGAUCUCUUGUUAGGCUGGCGUCUACAAAGCAAGAAGCUAGAAAGUAACAAGAAUUACUAUUCCGACAAACUACACAUCUCUGACGAUCUUCUCAACAAGUUGGGCCCCGACGUCUUUUGGUCUGUCGAUCACAACGAGGACAACACGGUGAGAUUAUCGAAGGAUGACUCUUUCAAGGAUUUGAUCAACGACUUGCAUAUCGAUUGGAAACAAUCUCCCUCUUCAUCUUCCUCGGAAGGACCACUGCCCAUGCUGUCUCCCCCAGAUCAAAAGAUUCUUGAGUCGUUUUCUGAAGCCGCUAAACCAGCGAUUCCUUUCUGUAAGCUUGACCCUCAUAUUGAGCUCAUUUUCGUCUCAUUGGCUCUCAUGAAGGCAAAAGAGAACAUUUUGGUCGAGCUCGACCAACAUGAGAUUAGAACGUAUUUGUCUCGUUUACCCGCAAAGUCAUACAAUCUGAGCAAUAAGUAUAAGGAGUAUCAAGUUCAGAACGGAAAAGACGUGAAUGAACAAGUUGGUGAAGGCUUCAAGUAUGACUACAUGGAUAGCAUUAUUUACGAAGCUGGCGAGCUCUGGCGCAAGUGGCUUUGGAUGGGAAUGAAUGGAGAAAAUUAA
Molecule: messenger RNA, 1608 nt
Organism: Australozyma saopauloensis
Lineage: Eukaryota; Fungi; Ascomycota; Pichiomycetes; Serinales; Metschnikowiaceae
Exons: 1
Coding region: 1-1608 (535 amino acids)
Source: RefSeq, a predicted model, not a curated record